Molecule: messenger RNA, 1485 nt
Organism: Thrips palmi
Lineage: Eukaryota; Metazoa; Arthropoda; Insecta; Thysanoptera; Thripidae
Exons: 5
Coding region: 1-1485 (494 amino acids)
Biological process (GO): apoptotic process
Source: RefSeq, a predicted model, not a curated record
AUGUUCCUGGUAAAGAGUGUUUCUCUGGAUAGAAAGAAAGCCGUUUUUGUGAGGGCUGCUGGCUUGAAUGAUCUCAUCUCUGAAACCAAGAGCAAGCUGAAACUGAUUGGAGACGAAUACCAAGUUUAUCAGGAAGAUGAUGGGACACUUAUUGAUGAAGAUGCCGUAUUUGAAGCACUGUGUGAGGAGGCCAAGUCAAAUCAAAAGAAGCUCUGCAUCAUGUUGCUUCCUUCUGGAAUAGAGUGGAGCUCUAAAGAUAACAGUGAGGACACAUCGUUCAGACCAGAAAGGUCGAGUUCUGAGUCAAGUGGAAAUGGUAGUUCCUCUGAGUCGUCAAGUUUAGACUCCGAUCUAAGCUCGCAAGACUCACAUUCAAGUUCUUCUCAUCUGACUCGUGGAUUUCCUAUUUCAACUGUGAUACCAUUUCUGGAUCCUAUUCUUGAAGUUAUGGAUAACUCUGCUAGUCACCAUCCGAAACACUUUCAACAUUUGAAGAAGCAUGCCAUCAAGGAAACCUUCCACACGAUUGGAAACUAUAUGGUGCUCACCCUGAAAGACUACAGCAAGGGAACGGCACGAAGCCUUGCUAGAUCAGUUAUGAACUAUGCCGACAAGAAGUAUGCGAAGAUCUUCGAAAUCAUGAUUAAUGGUCAGCUUUGUGAUCCAGGAUAUAGCUGCUUCGCUCAACAGAUCUACGCCUACGUCCAGGCCAACAAGGGCGAUGAAAAAAUAAGAAGAAAAAGGGGGAAAGUGGGAAAGGGGAAAAGUCCCGCUGAAGAGGAAGAAGUCGAUGAUGAAGGGCUGAGCCCUCCUACACACCAAGACAGCUACGGCUGUGUUGCCUUUGAAGUCCCUCUGCCCAGUGGUGAGACACCUGAAACACAAGAAAGGCAGAGGUUAGAAGCAGUUGCGGUGAGUCCGGAGUCUUUAGAGGGAUUGAAGCUGAUGGCCGCUACAUAUGCCACUCAAAGACUGGACAUUAACCGAGGCAAACCCAUGAUGAGGAACUUACCCAAAAUCAUGGAUCGAUGGCCUCUUCUCAAGAUAAGUUCGCAUCUUAUCAACCAUGGGGAGGAACUUAUUGGAAAAGAUGUCAGAUCGGUCUGGACUAAAAGUGUCUCUGAGAAGUGGACCAGCAUCUAUGAUUUCAUGAAGCACCAUUGUCAAAUUAACUACAAGGAAACUUCGAUUUUGAAUGAGCUCAUUGCUGACGCAGACAGUUUUGACAAGGGGACUCGCUCCAUUCAAGCUAAAUGUGCCAGUAUAUUCCAGCUGAUUGUUGGCUUUAUGAGUGAGCAGCAGUCUGCCCUGCUAACUGUGGUUCCCACUGAUGCAUCUGAAGAUGAUAUGAAAGCUGCUGCUGCUGGAAACGAAGGCUUUCCUUUGGUUUUAGUGAAAGGUUCUUCCUUCAGGGAAACCCCCCACAAGGAAAACCCAAACGUGCAAAGAAGAAAAGAACAACGGAUCCCAUUGAUUCGAAAGUGA